AGGUCAAACUCCGUGCCCUGCCGGAGGCACUCACAGAACUGCAGCCUCUGGGCUGUCUUUGGGUGAAAACAGCAGUUGUGCACUGGGUAGACCAUGCGACUGGACCUACUUCGCGGGUGUCUGAACGCCGUGGUCUGUGGACUCCUGCUUCUCGUCCUGGGCCAGGGCCAGGACUCUGCCAGCCCCAUCCGGACCACACACACGGGGCAGGUGCGGGGGAGCCUCAUCCACGUGAAAGGCACUGAUGUGGGGGUCCACACCUUCCUGGGAAUUCCCUUUGCUAAACCGCCUCUAGGACCACUGCGAUUUGCACCCCCUGAGCCCCCUGAAUCUUGGAGUGGUGUAAAGGACGGGACCUCCCACCCAGCUAUGUGUCUGCAGAACAUCACUAUCACAAAUGAGAUGUUUCUGAAACUGCUGAAUGCGACCUUGCCUUUCACCUCCAUGUCCGAAGACUGCCUGUACCUCAGCAUUUACACACCGGCCCACGCCAGGGAAGGCUCCAAUCUGCCCGUGUUGGUGUGGAUCCACGGUGGUGGGUUUACGGUCGGCAUGGCUUCCAUGUAUGAUGGCUCUGCACUGGCGGCCUUUGAGGACCUGGUGGUGGUCAUUAUUCAGUACCGCCUGGGUGUACUGGGCUUCUUCAGCACUGGAGACAAGCAUGCAACCGGCAACUGGGGCUACCUGGAUCAAGUGGCUGCGCUACGCUGGGUCCAGCAAAAUAUUGCCUAUUUUGGGGGAGACCCUGGCCGUGUCACCAUUUCUGGCGAGUCUGCAGGUGGCACAAGUGUGUCCUCACAUGUCAUGUCCCCCAUGUCCAAAGGACUCUUCCAUGGUGCCAUCAUGGAGAGUGGUGUGGCUCUAUUGCCCAGCCUCAUUGAUAGCUCAUCUGAUGCGGUCUCCACGAUGGUGGCAAACAUGUCUGCCUGUGGCCAGAUUGACUCAGAGGCACUGGUGGACUGCCUGAGGGGCAAGAGUGAAGAGGAGAUUCUGGCCAUUAAUAAGCCCUUCAGGAUCAUUCCUGGCAUGGUGGAUGGGACCUUCCUGCCCAGGCACCCCCACGAGCUGCUGGCCUCUGCCGACUUUCAACCUGUCCCCAGCAUCAUUGGUGUCAACAACGAUGAGUACGGUUGGCUCAUCCCCUCGGCCUUGGACAUCUCUGACACCCAGAAGGACAGAGAGACUGUGAAGGCUAUUCUGCGGAAUAUGUUGGCAAUGUUGGUGUUGCCUCCUCAGUCUGUUGACAUAUUGAUGGAGGAGUACUUAGGGGACAGUGCAGACCCACAGACCCUCCAGGUCCAGUUCCAUGAGAUGAUGGGGGACUAUAUCUUCGUGAUCCCUGCACUCCAAGUAGCCAGUUUUCAACGUGUUCAUGCCCCCGUCUACUUCUAUGAGUUCCAACAUCGGCCCAGCUUCUUCAAGGACACCAAGCCGCCCCACGUGAGGGCAGACCAUGGUGAUGAGAUGUUCUUUGUCUUCGGAACUGCCUUCUGGAAAGGCUAUGUUGAAGUCACUGAGGAGGAAGAGCUGUUGAGCAGGAAGAUGAUGAAGUACUGGGCUAACUUCGCUCGAAAUGGGAACCCCAACGGCAAGGGUCUGCCCCACUGGCCUGUGUUCGACCAGGAAGAGCAAUACUUACAGCUGAACUUGCAGCCUGCGGUGGGCCGAGCCCUGAAGGCCCACAGGCUCCAGUUCUGGACAAAGACCCUACCCCAGAAGAUACAGGAGCUAAAGGAGGCGGAGGAAAAUCACAAAGAGCUGUAACUCCCUGUUACAUCCCUGUCUAGGGUGAGAGGGUGGAGGGGUGCAUUUGGGUGCAGGUGGGAGUCUACCGCAUAUGCCCACACACACCCACUGAGGAGCUAGUCGCUUCUGCCUUCGUUCACAUAGCCAUUCACGCAUGCUUCCAGCCAGCCAGCCCGCAAACAUUUAUUAAGGGCCUACCGCAUAUCACUUGCCAAGCCCCCCAUACAUCCUCUCAUGUUAGACAUACUCAGUGAAUGAAGCCGGGGAUGGGCAAAUCCCGAUGGAAGUGCACACCCCACUGAGCCUGGGGCCCCACCCCCUCUUCCUCACCUCUACCCCAUCCCCACCCUCCCUCCCCCCUCCCUUUGAAGGAGGGUGCUUUGGGAAAUGUUAACCACACCUGGCUCUCAACAAGCCCCACAUGCUCUCCUAUCUGUAAGUAGAAAAUCUGGAUGCCAGGAGCCCAGGAGCUCCGAGAUCUUGACCACCGAGGCCACCAGCUACUGUGAAUGUAAAAGUCCCUAUCCCACCUAUUGUCCCCUAGACUAAAUGUCAUCUAUCACUGACAUUUAAACACAACACUCAAGGGGCGCCUGGAUGGCUCAGUCAGUUAAACGUCUGACUUCGGCUCAGGUCAUGAUCUCAUGGUUCAUGGGUCUGAGCCCCGUGUCAGGUGCUACGCUGACAGCUCGGAGUCUGGAGCCUGCUUUGGAUUCUGUGCCUCCCUCUCUCUCUGCCCCUUCCCCUCUCACUCUCUCUCUCCAUCUUAAAAAUAAAUAAACAUUUAAACACAGCA
This is a messenger RNA of Acinonyx jubatus (cheetah), 2542 nucleotides long. It is a transcript of the gene CES2, whose product is annotated as carboxylesterase 2. Gene Ontology annotation, molecular function: carboxylic ester hydrolase activity. The transcript has 12 exons. The record is from RefSeq and is a predicted model, not a curated record. NCBI's taxonomy places the organism in Eukaryota, Metazoa, Chordata, Mammalia, Carnivora, Felidae. The coding region runs from base 94 to 1764 and encodes 556 amino acids. Gene Ontology annotation, cellular component: intracellular membrane-bounded organelle.